CGCUGCUGGAGGAUCACAGCUCACACACUCAUCUUCAUCAUCGUCAUCCUCAUCUGAGCAAUGGCUCUGGACUUCGUUGCAGGAUGCAUUGGAGGUGCAGCAGGUGUUCUGGUCGGACAUCCCUUUGAUACGGUCAAGGCAAAGGGCGAGACCCAGACAGACGUGGUUCUGAAGGCCUCCUCCCGUGAGGUUGUAUGUUAAUCAGCUGUAUUUUCUGAGUCUUGUCUUGGUGCCUUUGUUCUGAUCACGAGGGUUUUUCACAGCAGAAGUGUCACUUUGUUGUAGAUGAGAGCGAGGCUGUUACUCCGGCCGCUCGGGGGUUAACCUCGUAAGUAAAGACCGGGUCCGUUCCUCUUUCCAUUGGACUGGAAUCUUACUGAAUAUGAUCAAACAUCAGCAGCUCUAGAUUGAUCAUCUGAACCGUCGGCCGUGGCCUGAUCCCAGCAGGUUUAAUGGGAAAAACUCUGUUUUCUAGGUCCGGCUGCAGGUUCAGAGCGUGGACAAGCCUUUAUACCGCGGGACAUAUCACUGCUUCCAGUCCAUCGUCCGGCAGGAGUCUGUGUCUGGUCUCUAUAAAGGCCUCGGCUCGCCCAUGAUGGGCCUGACCUUCAUCAAUGCCAUCGUCUUCGGCGUGCAGGGGAACGCCAUGCGUAUGCUGGGAGCGGACACACCUCUGCACCAGUUCCUGGCCGGCGCCUCGGCCGGACUCAUCCAGAGCGUGAUCUGCUGCCCGAUGGAGCUGGCCAAGACCCGCAUGCAGAUGCAGGGAACGGGCGAGAAGAGCGCCUCCAGGAAGAUGUACAGGAACUCUCUGGACUGCCUGGUCCGCAUCUACCGCAAGGAAGGCGUCCGAGGAAUAAACCGAGGGAUGGUGACCACGGUCAUCCGCGAGACGCCGGGCUUCGGAGUCUACUUCCUCGCCUACGACACGCUGACCCGAGCGCUGGGCUGCGACGCCGACGACGGGUACAUCAUUCCCAAGCUGCUCCUGGCGGGCGGCAUGUCGGGAAUGGCCUCCUGGAUCUCCACCUAUCCCGUGGACGUCAUCAAGUCCCGCCUCCAGGCGGACGGAGUGGGCGGAGCCAACAGGUACAACGGCAUCGUGGACUGCAUCCGUCAGAGCUGGAGGAGAGAAGGAUGGAGGACCUUCACUCGAGGCCUGACCUCCACUCUUUUGAGAGCGUUUCCGGUCAACGCCACAACAUUCGCCACCGUCACGCUCUUCCUCAUGUACAUGCGUGAAGAUGAUGCCGGCGUGAAGGACUGCGAACCCUUGCAGCCCAACCUUCAGCACAGCGGCCUGUGACUCAGACCUGAGGAAAGACUUGAGAAGGAAAGCACAGAUGUUCUGCCCUGAUUAACCUCCAGACUCUGUCUAAUAAAGAGAGAAAAGGUCAGGCUGAACAACGUGAUCGUGAGAUCUUCACCUCUUUACGUUUAAUGGACCAUACCCAUCAAUUAUUAGGAUGAGUGAGCUUCCUCCGGCUUCGAGGACUCCCAGGUCAGCAUCUGUAGAAACACUGAUGAAGGACCUGAGCGAUGUAAUGAUGGGGCAUUUUAAAACACCGAACAUGAAUCAAAGACAGUGUUUUUAAAAGACAAUGCAUUAAAGAAGAGUCAAGGUCCAGCAGAUACUCUCUAAGAUGACGUUACGGUGCUGAAUUUAGUUUUCUUUCAGUACAAAAAGUGUUCUUGUCGCUUCAUAACCACUGAUGGAGCAUUCAGACGACGUCUUCAUAUUUCUCUGCAGCUUGACAGCAUGCUUUAUUAAGAAACACUCUCACUAUAUACAGACAAGCAGGUGACCCCAGAACAUUAACUCAACGCAUUUAAUUACGUGUUAAUGCGUUUUCCUCCCAUAUAAACAAUGCGUAACAUGGCUUAAGAGUGAACAUAAAAACAUUAAUAAAGCAUGCUAUAUAAAGACAAGCAGAAUAAUAACCUGUUUAGAGAGUUUGGUCUUAUAAAAACACUGUCUCUUGUUUCCACACUGUUAGAAAUAACGUGCAAAACUGUCCUGACUGUUAAAGGGAUAACUCUGUCCCUCAUUUACACAUAAAAAGUGAAUAUUAUAGAAGUCAUAAGGCUUCAAGGUCAUGGCUCCAGUUCUCAGGAAAAGCAGGAGCUGAUGAAAUGUAAAAGUGUACUCUGAAUGCUGUGCGAGUCGCUCUAGAUAAGAGUCUGCCAAAUGCUCGAAUGUAAAGAUUAGUACCUUUUUACAGCAGUAUGUGCUCUUAAAGCACUACCAUGGACUUUUUAAAUGAAGUGCAAAGAUGUUCUUUAAGAGUUCUGUUCCAGUAGCAAGCUGUUACAACUCUACACAUACGAUGUUUGCCUUUUUUUCUGGAGUUUUUUUAAAACAGGUACAAAGUUUGAGACUUUCCAUUUAAAAAGAAGUAAACCUUAAACGUUAAGAUAACAACGUUAAGUGUUGACUUCACAAGUUUGAUCCCGAUUAGUAAAACUAGAAGAAUGCAGGGACAUGGUCCUACGUUUACAUUCAUAGAGGCAUUUUGUGAUUGUUUUUUAAUCUUUACAUGCACCUUAAACACGUGACCAGCUCCUGACAUGCCUGUAGUUGAUAUAUUUCUGUAUAUAUACACCAUUUAUUUGCAUCA
Molecule: messenger RNA, 2618 nt
Organism: Puntigrus tetrazona (Sumatra barb)
Lineage: Eukaryota; Metazoa; Chordata; Actinopteri; Cypriniformes; Cyprinidae
Gene: slc25a29l
Product: mitochondrial basic amino acids transporter
Exons: 4
Coding region: 593-1306 (237 amino acids)
Biological process (GO): mitochondrial L-ornithine transmembrane transport
Cellular component (GO): mitochondrion
Molecular function (GO): high-affinity L-arginine transmembrane transporter activity
Source: RefSeq, a predicted model, not a curated record